UGUAGAUAGUGUAUAUUAGACACCAUAUGCGCUCCCCCUUUUUAAAAUUUAAAUCGAGCCCGUCGUCAUAGGAAAAAUGUAAAUAACUUUAGCCUAAUAAGUAAAAGGGACGUCAUACAGGCCUUUCUCACCCCUUCCUUCAGUCUUUAUUGCGAUGUAGGCUAACCUGAUUGGACAACUGAUUUCCAUUACUGAGCUGUAAAGUGGUUCUGAAUUAUCAUGCAAGGAAAAAAAGAUCUGCAGAUACUUGACUGAAAUGACAUGGAUUAUAGAGAGCCAGAGUGAAAAUAUGGUGCAGAAUUAUUCCCAUGACCUGUAACAAUUCAACUUCACUGAACCAAAAAAUUGUGCAAAAAUAAGUUACAUAGGUGACCUGCACAAUGUGUUUAAGGUGUUUCAAAGGUGUAUAUCACCUUUGCAGGAUGAGCUUGGUCAGGAAGUCAUCAAAAUAUGCCUCCUUGAACUGGACUAGAAACAAAUAUUUGCAUUCCGCACUAAAUCAACAGACAAACAAACCAAGAAGAAGUACUUUAUCUUCAUCAUGUAUACCACUCUGUUACUUCAGUACAACAAAUGCUAUGUGUCAACAGAAAUGUCAUGGUGGAGAUGAAGAGUUGGAAAGCAGAUUACAAAAUUUAGUGCAAGCAUUUGAAGAAGAUGAUGGUAUUCUACAAGAACCUGAGGAGUAUAAGGAAUAUCUACAAGAGCAUUUCCAUUAUGAUGGAGUUCAUCACUCCGUAAUGAUCGUACAUCCAGCCAUUAGGUGGGGGCCAGAGAAGCCCAGGUCCACUACUCCGGAGCUACAGCUUAGCGAGGCAUGUGCUUUGGUUCACUCCCUGCCACACUGGAGAGUAGCUGAUACAAAAAUUCAAAAAGUAAAGAAUCGUGGAGGAUUCAUAUUUACAAAAGGACAGCUGGAGGAACUGACGGAUCUAUUGACUUCUCGUACAGACAUUUCAGCAGUUUUCAUUAAUGUGGACGUUUUGAAAAUCAAUCAGGUGGCUAUGCUGCAGGGUGCCUGGAAGAUGCCAGUUUUUGACAGGUAUACUCUUGUUCUUCACAUAUUCAAAGAGUUUGCACAAACGAGGGAGGCAAAACUACAGAUUGCUUUAGCAGAAAUUCCUUACAUCAGAGGUCGUUUGGAACAAAUCAAUGAAGGUCAACAUGAUCAUCUGACCGGGAAGACGCACUAUGUCGUAUCGGGAGGGUUCAAGUUUACUUACAUUCAGAAACGAGAGGCUUUAGUUGCAGAAAGAGAAAGAAGACUAAGAGGAGAGCUGGAAAAAAUCAAACAACAGAGGGAAAUCCUCAGGAAAAACCGAAUCAGGAAGCAGUAUCCGACUGUAGCUGUUGUAGGAUAUACAAACUGUGGGAAGACAACUCUGAUAAAAGCCCUGACAGAUGAUGAGACUCUUACACCAGAGAACCGCCUGUUUGCCACAUUAGACGUCACUGUUCAUCAAACUCUCCUGGCCAAUCACCUCAAAGUUCUCCUGGUCGACACUGUGGGCUUUAUCUCGGACAUUCCUAGCAGUCUGAUGGAUGCUUUUUCUGCCACCCUAGAGGAUGCACUUAUAGCAGAUGUAAUUCUUCAUGUUAGAGAUUCUAGUCAUCCAGAUCAUGUGGCCCAAACAGAAAAUGUUGUAGACAUUCUGAGUAAACUGCUGCCCGAGGAAAAGCUACAAAAUAUGUUGGUGGUUAACAGUAAAUGUGAUCUUAUAAGCGAUUCUGAGAGCACCCCAGGCUUAAACAUAUCAGCAGUGACUGGCACAGGAAUGGAUGAACUGAAAAAGAGUCUGGAGGGAGCUAUUACAAGUAGCACUGGAAGAGUUCGGAAAACCUUCAGGAUUCCAGUGGGAGGGGACCAUUUAAGCUGGUUGUACAGGAAUGCCACGGUGCUUUCAACAACAGAUGGAGAGGAUGGACAUUCUUAUUUAGUGGAGACAAUUAUCAGCACAUCAGCUUACGGAAAAUUUAAACAUCUCUUCUCCAAACGGAAAAAGAAGUCCUGAUCCAGAAUUGAUUUUAAGUAAUGUUAAUAUAGAACUGGGCAUUAUCCAAAGUGCCAAAAUAAAAUAAUCAUGAUCUACAGACAAGAGUGUCUGAUUAUUGCAUAUCUGUAAAACAGUGAAAGUGAUGCCUUACUUGAAAUUCAAUGUUUUUGUCCAUUACUUGUAUUAACAUAAACAAGAACUGUAUACAAGGUAUUUGAAUAUAUGAUGUUGCUUUCACCUAGCACUUUGGUAUCACUUGACUUACUGAAAUACAUGCAAGUUCUUUUGAAAGUCAUGCAAGUUAAAAAAAAAAAAAAAAAAGGACUUGCCAAUUGGUGUUCAAUCAGUUUUUUGUGGUUUCCUUCUCAAGAGAAUAUGUAUACUUUAAGGAUAUCUAUUGAAAAUCAGGACUAUGCAUUGCAAUAGACUGUAUAUCCCAGACAUAAAUUGGUUAUUAUUUAUGCCCCCCCCCCCCCCCCCCCCGAAAAUGAAGUUUAGGAGCAAUACUGGAACCAUCUUGCCCCCUGUAGACAUUAAAUGUCCCAAGAAUAUCAUUAAUUAAGGCCAAUUAGAAUUGAUUGAUAAAUUAUCAUCCCAGCCCGCCCCUCAAAAUAGGACCCACCCCGAUUUUUUUAAAUUUUCGUAUGAUUUCAAACAAACUUGCUUCCCAGUGACAUGAGUGAAUGAUUAAAGUCACAGAAUGUUGGUUUUAUAUCCUCUUCCAAGGAUUCUUUGAAUGUUAAAUUAACUUGAUUAAUACUUUGUGUGAUGCCUUUUGUCAUUAAUUUUUCUCUCUCUGAAAAUAAAAAUAAAAAAAUAAAUCCUGCCCCAUAUUUUUUUGUGACCCCGGAUGAUUAUCUACUAAUUAAGUUGAAUUGACCUAAUAAAAACUUGAUGUAUAAUUGUG
Ostrea edulis (European flat oyster) is the source of this 2901-nucleotide messenger RNA. RefSeq names its product putative GTP-binding protein 6. The transcript is spliced from 12 exons. The record is from RefSeq and is a predicted model, not a curated record. Bases 381 to 2012 code for a protein of 543 amino acids. NCBI's taxonomy places the organism in Eukaryota, Metazoa, Mollusca, Bivalvia, Ostreida, Ostreidae. Gene Ontology annotation, molecular function: GTP binding; ribosome binding. Gene Ontology annotation, cellular component: cytoplasm.